Molecule: messenger RNA, 341 nt
Organism: Pseudonaja textilis
Lineage: Eukaryota; Metazoa; Chordata; Lepidosauria; Squamata; Elapidae
Source: RefSeq, a predicted model, not a curated record
GCUUUCGUUUCCCGCUGGCCCGGCGCGAGCGGCUCGACGGAGGCGGCCGAGCGAGCGAGGAUGGCGGACCCGGCGGUGUGCAGCUACCUGACCAAGGUGCUGUGUUCGCGGGGCGGCUGCGUGCGCCUCUCCGAGCUGCCCGACGAGAUGGGGCUGUCCCUGAGCCAGCUGCGGCAGGUCUUGGAGGACGCCGGGCAGGCGCGCUUUCUGUCGGCCCGGAGAGGGAGCGACCUCUGCGUGCUGGCCGUCUCGCCCGUCCGCCUCUGCGUCCGCCAGGUCUGCAUGGGCUGCGAGCGGCUGCACCUCUGCAAGCUGAACCUCCGCGGGAGAUGCCGAGUCAA